GCCACUUUAUUCCCCAAACUCCAAAACCCUUCCUCCCUGUUUCGAAAUCCUUCACCGGCGACUUAAUAACAUUAACAAUGGCGGAAGAGGCGGUGACGUCAUCAUCCACCGCUCUGUUGAAGGACGACAAACCUAAACUUGUGGUCGUUAGGGUUAAACGGAAGAGCUACCAGUCUCCACUCGAAGCUUUUUGGCUCGAAAUCAACGAAAGACCUGUGAAGCGUCCGUUGCUGGAUUUUGCGAAGCUAUCUAUCAAUGAUUCAGCUUCCAAAGCUGAGGAAUUGAAGCCUAAGAAGUUUUUUGUACAACAUGUGGAUACUGUGAGCAGCUCUGACGUUGCUGUUGAUAUUCUUCAGUCAUUUGUUGCUAGUAAGCCUGAUUCUGCUGAUCCGCUUAAUUCUAAAGCAAAAGUUGAGGACCAGAGGCGUAGUAAUAAGACUGAUAAUAAACAGAAGCAGCUGCUGGUAAAAGCUAAAGAAACACAAGAGCUUUUGGCUAAGAAUGCUCGUUUUAAGCAAAUAUGGAAAAGCCGAAAGGGGACAGACACUGCUGUAUCUGAUGAUGCACUGCAUGACAUGUGCCGUCUGUAUGAUGUUGAGCGUGUGGAUGUUGGGGAGACCAGUGCGGUACAUGAACAAGAAGACGAAGAGGAUCUGAGACUAAUGUACAGUUUCUUGCCUCUAUUACAAGAGUUCGUUCCAAGUGCUGCAGAGGAAAUUGAAUCUGAUAUCGAUUAUCACACGAUAAAACAAGCGUCAAAGGAUGACUAUGUAUACGAUUUGUAUGCUGUCAAGGAUGACAGUAUCAGCAUGAUGGAGGAAAACGCUUCGUCCCCAUUUCCAUUUGUUAAAGUUGACGACGAUGAUGAUUUCUAUGACGGCCCAGAUAAUUCAGACUACGCAACUGAUGAUUCUAACGCUGAAGACAACCCUCUGAAUGAUUAUCCUGAUGAAGAAGAAGACGAAGAUGAGGAUGAAGAUAGUAGUAAAAGCAGUGAAGAAAACUCGGAGGAAGAUGAGAGUGAAUCGUCAAGAUCUGAAGCGAUAAGAGACCAAGAUCUGUCAGACGAUGAUAUGCUGAUGAAUGACGAUGAAGAUUACGAGGAUGAUGAUGAUGAAGAGGAUGAGAGUUAUUGGUAAAGAGUUGUGUUUGGCAACGAGGUUAGAGUUACUUGUGAUUGUAUAUGAAAUGCGUUAUUGAUAAUACCUAGUUCGCGUAGACCAAAAGUAGUUGGAUAUUGGUGGCAUGUUCUUGUCCUAUUCCUUUGUGAAACCUUAGGGAUUAUAAUGUGGAUGGUUUUGAUCAAUUUACUGAUUUGGGUUUUUUUUU
Messenger RNA from Helianthus annuus (common sunflower), 1329 nucleotides. Its product is annotated as RNA-directed DNA methylation 4. The transcript has 10 exons. Bases 78 to 1139 code for a protein of 353 amino acids. Lineage: Eukaryota; Viridiplantae; Streptophyta; Magnoliopsida; Asterales; Asteraceae. The record is from RefSeq and is a predicted model, not a curated record.